CCCUGCCCGGCCAUAGCCCGGAAGGCUGGGCCGCCUCGUCCCUCCGUGUCCCCAGCCCGCCCUGCUGGGUGGCUCGGUCGGUGUGGGGAGCGGCGGUCUUGCUAAGAAAUCCAUGGAGCCCCCCCGGGCCACUUCACCGAGCUCCUGAGCAGAGGCUGUGAAAUGGUCCCUGAAUGAGCCAGUGCUAUAAAUGUCUGUGGGUCUGAGAUCCGUGACCCACAGACCAAAGACUCCACGCCUUGGACUCUCUGGCCCCUACGUGGUCCUAACAGAUUGUGAAUCAUUCCCAGGGAUGGUGCUCAGCCUGCAAUGAAACCGAUCUUGUCCCUACAAACGCUAUAGCCUUCAGGGGCAAAGGGUGUUUUACUGAAAUCCACAGAUAGUUGCUUGGCAGGCCGUUUGCUCAGGUAACGUCUGCAGGCCUAUGAACGAGUCAGGGACUGUUUCUAUAAGGGAACAAGCUUCGUUUUUAAGCUAUAACAGGCUUGUUUGGAAGAGUCUGUUGGGGGUGGGGAUGGUAGAGUGUAAUCAUGAAAAAUUCAUAUUUGGAUGCUUUGUGAAUUGCAGCUGCAGAGUGGCAUAAAUAAACCCCCUUCCCCUGGCAGUCACACACAUGGAUGCAGACUAGAGCCGUUCAAGUCAUCCUGACAGAUAUGACCGGACUUGUUCCUAGAGGGGACUAUUUGAGUCACGGGAAUCUGACCAUUUUGUCUUGUCAUAAUCCUGGCACUGCAGUUGGGAAGACAGGCUGGCACCAGUGAGAAACAUGGAGGGAGAAGCUAAUUUUAGAGUGGCAAAGAGUGGGUGUCACAUGUGAUCCCAAGAAAACUUCAGCAUUCUAAAGAUUAUCAUGAAAUAAACAGCUGGGCCUGUUUGCAAAAAUGACACUGGCAUCCAAAAGCCCCAACUGAGCCACUAAACUGGGAUGAAAACCAGGAUAUGAGAGUAAAGGCCAUUCCACCAGGUUGGAGGACAGGAGAAUGGCCUGAGGGUUACUUGGGGGAUCAGAUUGGACAGAGAAUCUCUGUGGAGGCCUUUGCCCUGUAGGUUGCUACUGCUGUGGUUAGGGUUGCACACCUAAAGGUGAAGCGUGAGCCCUGACACUGAACAAUGGGGAGACCCAGGAAAAACCCUGACAGCACAGCCUCACCUCGUCAGGCUGCAACUGUGCCCAAAGCCACCCCAGCAGCACCCCGUUCCUCUGCCUCCUCUACCCAGGCCAAGACAACACCCACAGCCAGCCGACCUACGAGCGCUCAGGCUGCUGGGAGUUCAGGCACCAGCAGGGCACAGACAGACAAGCCAACCAGCAGCACCACUGCCAGAAGAGCCGGGCAAAGCUCUUCCCAAUCAAGGGCCACUGCAGCACAUGGCAGUGAUCAAGGAGACACCAAGAUAAGCUACAGAGUGACAGCAAAGAACCCCACAGUAACUAGUGGAGGGAAACCUUGCUCCACAACACCUAAAGUACCUGCCGGUGCCGUGGGAGGGAGUCAAUCCAGCCGCUCUCGGGCCAAUACCACUGACCAGGGCAAAGCAAGCAAAUUUCCCUCCCUGCUGACAAGAGAAGAUGUGGUGAAAGUGGAGAGGGAAACCCGGGGCCAGAGGGACAAUCCCAAGUGGGAUGAGUGGCGGGAAAACCGCAUCACAGCCUCAGUCGCACCUAGGAUUGCUAACAGCAAGUUUGUCAAUGGCAAGAGCUCAGAGGUGCCCCAGUCUUAUCUCAAGGCUGUGGUGAGCUCUGGUUCCAAAAUGCAGACACCAGCCAUGUCCUGGGGCACCCGAAAUGAGAAAAAGGCAGUGCAGGCAUAUGAGGAGCUCCAGUCCAGGAGGACAGGUAAGCCUGUGAAGGUGGAGGAGUGUGGCCUCUUCAUUCACCCAGGGAAGGAGUGGCUCGCAGCCAGCCCAGAUGGAAUUGUCAGAGAAGCCGGUACAGGGAAGCUACUGGAAGUCAAGUGUCCCUAUAAGCACAGAGACAAGACAGUGAAAGAGGCCUGUAAGGACACAGCCUUCUGCCUGGAAGCGGAUGGUGAGUCCUACUCCUUGAAAAGAGACCAUCCCUACUACACUCAGGUGCAGUGCCAGCUGGCAACAACGGGCUUCGACAGGGCUGACUUUGUGGUUCACACCAACAAAGAUACAGUCAUCGCCCCAGUGGACUUUGAUGCAGGGUUCUGGGAGAGAACUGAGCCCAAGCUGGAGAAGUUCUACACGGAGGCUGUGAUUCCCCACCUGGAGGAAAAGAGAGGCAACUCAGUUUGGGCUAAGGAAGAAUAAAGUAAUGGGGACAUCUGGCUCCUACCCCACCAGGGACUUCUGUCUUCACCAGCUGCCAUGAUAGAUUAAUGGACUAUCUCUGGUUCUGCCCUAGCAGAACUAUGGGAUCUAGAACAUGAUGCCUGCUAAGCCUAGACUCUUCCUUCUUAUUUAGAUUGUAAGCUCCAUGGGGGCAAGGAUAGUAUCUGCCUUUGUCUCCUAGCAACAUGGACAGCCAGCCAAUGAUUUAAUAGUUCUGUCCUAGCUGCAGAACAAAUACUCUUGGCAUUUGGUGUUCUCUGCACACACAUGGAAGCAGUAAUGCCUCAACAUCUGCCUUUAAAUUUAUGCCAGUGGCUGGGUGCUAGUGCAAAUUGCCCUGUCUCUAGGGAAAUGGGUUGUUGUACUCAGCCUGUGGAGGGGGUGGGGUUCCAUUCAAUGCGCUGGAGUGAAAGUCCUGGACUAAACUUGAAUUUUAGUCCCCCAAGGGAUCCUUGCUAUUGUCAGUGGCAGGCUUGUUGAAGAUAAAAUGUAAGGUAGGGCCUCUAGGAUAGUGGUUCUCAAUUUUUUUGUACUGGUGAUCCUCUUCAUAUAGCAAGCCUCUGUGUGACACCCCCUAAAGUAAAAACACUUGUGUAUUCACCCCAUUAUAAAUGCUGGAGGCAAAGUGGGGUUUGGAGUGGAGGCUGACAGCUUGUGAAUGCCAAGUUUGAGAACCCCUGCUUUACAGGGUAACUAAACUUGUAGGUAUGUGCCUUAUUGUCAAUGCAGCAUCACACACAGCUGUUUCUUCCCAUGCUAUCUUAUAUUCACUCUCACCCUCUUUCCCUGAGUGAGGGUAACUGCUAAUCAUUUUAACAGGCUAACAGCUUGCAUUUAAAAUAGAGUUUGGCUUUAGCAUCAAUCUUUCCCCCAGGAGAAUGUGGGGGAAGGGGCUUACAUGUCCAGAGUUACUCUUUCAAGCUGCCUGCAAACUCAGCAUUAGUUAAUCAUUCAAUGGUGAACCAAGUAACACCACAACCAAGAGAUUUCCUAGACUUUUUUAAUGAAAGUUUCUCUAGUAGCAGACCAUAUCAUAUGCAUAACAGCAGUAUGGAGAGGUGCCUUGGUGUUUGAAAUCACUGUUUUGUUCAAAUCAAUCCUGUUUUGGAAAUUAAAAUCUAUCUAAACUAAA
Messenger RNA from Chrysemys picta bellii (western painted turtle), 3430 nucleotides. The record is from RefSeq and is a predicted model, not a curated record. NCBI's taxonomy places the organism in Eukaryota, Metazoa, Chordata, Testudines, Emydidae.